Xenopus tropicalis (tropical clawed frog) is the source of this 1768-nucleotide messenger RNA. It is a transcript of the gene clec11a, whose product is annotated as C-type lectin domain family 11 member A. Gene Ontology annotation, molecular function: carbohydrate binding. Lineage: Eukaryota; Metazoa; Chordata; Amphibia; Anura; Pipidae. Gene Ontology annotation, cellular component: extracellular region. The record is from RefSeq and is a predicted model, not a curated record. The coding region runs from base 359 to 1384 and encodes 341 amino acids. The transcript is spliced from 4 exons.
AGCAUACCAGGAAACCCAUAGCCAUGCAUCAUUUUCCGUGAGCCUUCUGUCUCCUCCGAGCCCACCUUUUAUCCUUUCCUCUCCCCCUGCCAAGUGUGCUGUUUUCUUGGCCCUACCAUCCCCUCUCUGGCUGCAGAACAGCAGACGCUUGGAAAAAAAAACACUGACAUUUCCUGUCUUUUAGUAAGUCCUCAUGUGAGCAAAUCUUCAGAGAGAACAAAGACGCAGAACUUCUGAGGAGCAGGGGGAAGAAAGGAAAAACCUUUCAAUGUAAGGUGUCCUCCUUCAUUGUUUUUCAUUUUUAUUUUUGGAAUUAUUACUUCAUUUAGACAUUACUGGCCUUGUCUGUUAUGAGAAAAUGCUCUUGGAAGAAGUGUUCCUGGCUGCAUUGUGCAUGAGUCUAGUCCCCAGCACCCUGACGCAGGAGGAGGCAGCAGCAGAACCUCUUGGACUGGGGAACAUUACAGAAUCUGUGGUUAUCAUUGAGAAACGAGGGGACACGCCAGAUGUCAUUAUAGAUACAUAUCUGCGAAAGAUCUUUUUAGGGAAUGAAGAGGUAACUGUUUCACCACCAGAUGAUCCUCAUAUACUCCCCAAAACGGAUGCUCCCCAAAUCCAUCAUGUUACAACAGUUUCUAUUUUACAAAAUGGAAACAGUAAUGAGCAAGAUAUAGAGAAUGAAGAAGAAGAAGAGGAGGAGAUUGAAGAAGAAGAUGAUACACUGAAAGGCAAGGUACCAACAACUGCAACACAGCCAUCAACAACAGCUUUUCUGGAUGAUAAUUUCAAUUAUUUCAUGUCCCGACUAAGCGCCAUAGAAUCUGCAAUCCAUCGUCUUAAUGUCCAGUUCUUUGGCCUGGAUGUCAAGGUGAACCAGAUGUCACAAAGCCUUUCCAAAAUACGGACGAAACUGGCCGACGUAGAAGACAACAUUGCAACUGUUUCUGAACUGAAUCUCAGAAACCAGAGACAAAUUGGACAGAUUGAAGGUUGUUUUAAAGGAAGGAGACUCUUGAGAAAGUGUUAUCUUAUUUUUCAACACUUUGAAAACUAUGAAACAGCCCAAAAACUUUGCCACAGUCGAGGAGGCAACCUGGCCAUGCCCAUCGAUGAGCAAGAGUAUGCUGCUCUGGCAAAGUAUAUCCACGAUUCAUUCUAUCCUUUCAACUGGCACAUAUGGAUUGGAAUUAAUGAUCUGCACACAGAAGGAAUGUACCAAUAUGAAAAUGGGCAUCGCGUUUCAUUCUUCAACUGGUACAAAGAUCAUAUGAUCGUUCAGCCCAAUGGAAAGACCCUGGAGAACUGCAUAUCCGUCACAUCCAUUGAUGGAAAGUGGUGGGAUCAUGACUGUGCUCGGAGAAUGUUCUAUGUCUGCGAGUAUUAAACAGCAUAUGUACCCUUAAUUCUAAUUGGGGCUGGGUUCACUUUAUUUUUUAUAAAUGUUUAGUAAAACACAAUCGUAUAGUGAAGCCUUAUUUAAAGGCAUCUUUGUAUUUAUUGAUAUAAGUUGGGGCCACCAUACUGCUUCUUCUGGCAAGAAACAAUAUAAUAUCUUGUAUGUAUAUGGAUUCUAAUGAAACAGCGCCCCCUGUGGCCAAAAUAUUACAAAAAUGGUGAAUGAUUAUAUGACUUUAACACACUCACGGGGUGAGAUGAACAAUAAAAAAAGAAAUGAAAUAGGGUGCUUUGUUUAAUAUGUAUAAAAGAAACCAAUUAGUAAUUAGUGUAUGCACUAAUUGUAAUAAAUAUGGAGUCAUUUUUAACUGCC